This is a messenger RNA of Myotis davidii, 2867 nucleotides long. RefSeq names its product SH3-domain binding protein 1 (gene SH3BP1). Bases 653 to 2428 code for a protein of 591 amino acids. The transcript is spliced from 18 exons. Gene Ontology annotation, biological process: positive regulation of GTPase activity; regulation of Rac protein signal transduction; signal transduction. The record is from RefSeq and is a predicted model, not a curated record. Lineage: Eukaryota; Metazoa; Chordata; Mammalia; Chiroptera; Vespertilionidae. Gene Ontology annotation, molecular function: GTPase activator activity; protein binding. Gene Ontology annotation, cellular component: cytosol; cytoplasm; intracellular anatomical structure.
CUCUUCCCCCUGCAUUGGGUGCUUCCUAUCUCUGGGCCCAGGGGAGGGGACGGGGUGCCCAGAGACCUGGUUCUAGUCUCACACAACCCGAUGCCUGUGUGGGCCUGGGCAGCCAGGCCACCUUGUGCUGGGCCUGUGUCCCCAUGUGUCCGGGCCAGGGGCCCAGGGCCUGCCCACUACUACAGUCCAGAGUCCUGUGUGACUGACAGCCCAAAGCCCGAGCCCACACACUUCCCGUUCUUGGGGCCAGCCCAGGCCUCCUCUCCUCAGCACCCCGGAGACGGAGACUGCCGAGUUCCUGGGUGAGGACCUCCAGCAGGUGGAGCAGCGGCUGGAGCCAGCCAAGCGAGCAGCCCACAAUGUCCACAAGCGACUGCAGGCCUGUCUGCAGGGCCAGAGCGGGUCGGAUAUGGACAAGCGGGUGCCCUUAGAAUGGAGCAGGCCCUCUCCACUGGGGCAAUCUGUGAGGGCUUCUUGAAGGAAGUGGCAUUAGAGCUGGAUUUUGAGCGAUACUCAGUGGUAUUCGUCAACAGCAGCGUUUAUGGACUGGUCACUGUUAGUGUGUUGCUAAGAUGUGUCAGUGCAGUGCCUUGCUCAAUGCUGACAAUGGAAGGAGGAGGCUGCUAAUUAAAGCUCGUGUGCAGAUGAGGAAAUGGAGACUUACAGAGGUAAAGAGGCUCACGCAAGGCCACCCAAGCUAAAGAAGCUUCCUCUCAUGGCUCUGUCCACUACGAUGGCCGAGAGCUUCAAGGAGCUUGACCCUGACUCCAGCAUGGGGAAGGCCUUGGAGAUGAGCUGUGCCAUUCAGAACCAGCUGGCUCGCAUCCUGGCCGAGUUUGAGAUGACCUUGGAGAGGGAUGUCCUGCAGCCACUCAACAGGCUGAGUGAGGNGGAGCUGCCAGCCAUCCUCAAGCACAAGAAAAGCCUGCAGAAGCUGGUGUCCGACUGGAAUACCCUCAAGAGCAGGCUCAGCCAGGCAGCUAAGAACUCAGGCAGCGGUCAGGGCCCGGGGGGAGGCCCAGGCAGUUACGGCCACACCGCCACGGCCAACAAGGUGGAGACAUUGAAGGAGGAAGAGGAGGAGCUGAAGAGGAAGGUGGAGCAGUGCAAGGACGAGUACUUGGCUGACCUGUACCACUUUGCCACCAAGGAGGACUCCUAUGCCAACUACUUCAUAAACCUCAUGGAGAUUCAGGCCGAUUACCACCGCAAGUCUCUGAGCUCGCUGGACACAGCCCUGGCCGAGCUGAAGGAGAACCACAGCCAAGCAGAGCCCUCCCCUUCGAUGACGGCCGCCCCCUUCUUCAGGGUGUAUGGGGUGUCACUGGGAGUUCACCUGCAAGAGCUGGGCCGUGACAUCGCCCUGCCCAUCGAGGCCUGCGUCCUGAUGCUGCUCUCUGAGGGCGUGAAGGAAGAGGGCCUGUUCCGUCUCGCCGCUGGGGCCUCGGUGCUGAAGCGCCUCAAGCAGACGAUGGCCUCGGACCCCCGCAACCUGCAGGAGUUCUGCUCUGACCCCCACGCCGUAGCAGGUGCCCUCAAGUCCUAUCUGCGGGAGCUGCCCGAGCCCCUGAUGACCUUUGACCUCUAUGACGAUUGGAUGAAGGCAGCCAGCCUGAAGGAGCCCAGAGCCCGGCUGGAGGCCCUCCAGGAGGUGUGCGGCCGCUUGCCCCAGGAGAACUUCAGUAACCUCAGGUACCUGAUGAAGUUCCUGGCACGUCUGGCCGAGGAUCAGGAGGUGAACAAGAUGACACCCAGCAACAUCGCCAUCGUCCUGGGGCCCAACCUGCUGUGGCCCCCGGAGAAAGAAGGGGACCAGGCCCAGCUGGACGCAGCCUCAGUGUCGUCCAUCCAGGUGGUGGGCGUGGUGGAAGCUCUGAUACAAAAUGCCGACACCCUCUUCCCUGGAGACAUCAACUUCAACGUGUCCGGCCUGUUCCCAGCCCCCACCCCCCAGGACAAGGUCAGCGAUAGGCCCGCCUCUGAGGAGCUGCCAGCCAUUGCCGUGCCGGCCCCGGCCCCGGCCCCAGCUCCUACCCUGGCCCCAGUGCCUCCCAAGGAAAGCCAAACGCCCAGCACCAGCCCGGCCCACCAUGCCACCGCCCCAGGUCUCCAGCACCCGCUCCUCCCCUCCGGCCCCAUCCCUGUCCCCUGCCUCUGGCAGUCCUGUGAUCCCCCGGGCUCUGCCUCGCCGUCUGGUUGGCAGCAGCCUCCUGUCCGGCGCCAGAGCCGGCGUUCACCAGCCUCCCCCGGCCAGACCUCCCCAGGUCCAGCCUCCCCCAGCCCGGUCUCUCUGAGCAUGCCUGCCCAGGUGGACCUGGGGGAGGCCACAGAGGAUGGGGGGGGCCCUGAGGCUGUGGACGGCACCCCCACUCCCACAGCUGUGCCCCCUCAGCCUCGGCCCAGGAGUCUUGCCUCAGAGACCGACUGAACGGGUGGCCCCUCCCCAAGAGCCCUCAGUGUCCCCUCCCCUCCAACCUGUCCUCCCAGGACACAGCCCUCACCCCUCCCGAGAGGUGGGGGCCUCCAGCCUUUGCCUACAAGUGCCUCGGUGCCCGCUGGGUCGGCCCCCACGGCAAGGAGGGCUCCGGACAGCCCUCCACUUCCAGUCCUUUCCCUCUUGGGUCCACCUUGGCCUUGGGCUCAGCCCACCCCCCCACUCUCCGGCAAGGUCCCAGGGGAGCCACCAGGAGGAAGGAGAGCUUGCUUGCUCCUACGAGGACUUUGAUUUUUUCUCUUGACAACAUAUUUUUUGUAAGGCAGGUAAAUAAAUUAUUUUGGACAAAACUGGAGCAGCUGCCCAAAAGAUAGCUUUAUUUUCUGUACUCGAAAUAAAGACGCCACUUUCAUAAAGGGGAAAUUUAGCUAUU